AUGGUUUAAUAACUAGAUCAAUUUUCAACUUAUUGUAGAAAUCUUGGUCUUUUGGUACUUUAAGAAUCCUUCAAAUAGCACAAAAGUACAUUAGAUGAAACAUUGUUAAUUCAUUUACUUAAUUUAAAUAGAGAAUAACUUAUUGAAUUAACUUCUCGAUUGUAAGGAUAUGGAAAAAUAAUUAAAGAAAUCAAAUAUAAGAAUCUCCAUAAGAAAGCUAAUCAAAUAAAAUGUCAGUUAGUGAAAUACAUACAAAAUCUAGUUCUUAAUUAAAUCAUCUCUAUGAAUAACAUAUAUUAAAUGAAGAGAAUUAAAUAGUUAAAAGAGAUGAGUAAAUCAACCAUCUUAUGAAGGAAUGCACAUUUAAACCUUAAAUUACAAAAAAGAGCAAAAAUUAGAAUUGAAUUCUCCAGCUCAUAUUAGAUUGAAUAAUUAUGCAAUAGAUUCAAAAAUCAAAUUACAAAUCGUUUAAGAACUGAAUUAGAAAUAAGAAUUAAAAGAUUGUACAUUCAAACCUUCAAUAAAUACUAAAUCUAUUGGUAGAAAUCAAUCUGCAGAAAAUCCAUUUGAUAGACUAUAUUAAAAUGCUUUAACUUAAAGAAAUAACACACCUAAAAACAACGAAGAUUCUUAAUUUACUUAUCGUCCCUAAUUAAUCAGUUCUCCAAUGAAAUUAUAGUAAUUUGAAGGUAUAUCAGUAGAGGAUAGGCUUUAUAAUCAUCAUUUCGAAAAAAUAAAUAAUGUUGCUUUAAAAUAAGAAGAACUUUAAUAAAUGGAAUUAGAAUAAUGUACUUUCACCCCAGCAAUUAAUCAUUAAGGAAAUGUUAAAUAAAAUGAAAAAGUCUUUGAAAGAUUGUACAAUCACAGUAGUGUAAAAUCAAUUUCAGAUGUGAAAGAUCAUUCAAUAUCACAUAUGAAUAAAAAUCAGAGUCUUUAAUAAAAAAACCGUAAUCGGAUAAGAAUUAAUACGUAUCUUAAUUUUAAUUGGAAUCCAAUCCAUUUAUAGAUUAUAUUAAGAACAUGA
Molecule: messenger RNA, 1024 nt
Organism: Paramecium sonneborni
Lineage: Eukaryota; Ciliophora; Oligohymenophorea; Peniculida; Parameciidae
Source: the annotation of a GenBank genome assembly